This is a messenger RNA of Gamsiella multidivaricata, 989 nucleotides long. RefSeq names its product Alpha/Beta hydrolase protein. Lineage: Eukaryota; Fungi; Mortierellomycota; Mortierellomycetes; Mortierellales; Mortierellaceae. The record is from RefSeq and is a predicted model, not a curated record. The transcript is spliced from 6 exons. Bases 19 to 924 code for a protein of 301 amino acids.
GCACAUCACGAAGAUAACAUGCAGCUCAAACAUCUCCUCCCAACCAUCCUUCUUGGCAUCGCUGCCGUGUGCUCUGCCGAUGUGACGCCCAGGCAUCGCCUCAGGCCUGUUGCAGGGAACCUUACUACGCCCGAUGGAUCCAUUCUGUCGUACCGCCUGUAUAAUCAUAGCAAGGCCGCUGGGACACCCAUUGUUCUUGUAUCCGGGCUCGACCAACUCCAGGACGACUGGCAACACAUCAUGCCCCAUUUUGCAAGGAAGCACCCAGGUAUUGGCCAGUCCUCCGUCACCAACUACUCUCUGGUCACCCUGAAUAACAUGGCCGAUGACAUCCACCAACUGACUCAGAAACUCGGAUGGAAGAAUAUCAACCUCGUCGGCAUCUCUAUGGGCAGUGUCAUCUCAGAGACCUUCAUGGCCAGCAAUGUGUCCGAUGUCAACGUCGAGCAUUUGGUCCUGAUUGCAGCCGGGUACCACAACUCUUCGAGCGGUCAGCUGCACACAGAUGUCCCCCGCUGGUUGAGCGAGAUCCAUUUGCCACCCAAUGCCUCGGACUGGCAGGCCUUCCAGCACAAAUUGUGGUUGACAUGUCUGACCCCAGAAUUCAUCAAGAACCAUCCUGAGAGGGUCAAAGUCUUCUUGAAGGAGAUCGAUGCCGGUCAAAACCGAAACUUCGCAGCCUUCAUAGCUCAAUCCAAUGCCCUUGCUUAUCACAACUUGACAGAAAGCUUGACAAAGAUCACUACGCCGACUCUGAUCCUUCAUGGUACGAAGGAUGUGGCCUUCUUGGUCGAGAACGGUCGUGAGAUCCAUGCCUUGAUCCCUGGAUCCAAAUACAUCGAGUAUCCUAGUGGCGGCCAUAUCCUUUUCGAGACCAAUCCCGAGAUUGUGCCAGCGAUUCUUAAUUUCUUGAAGAGCAAAUAAGGGCAGAGUUUAAUUCACAUGCUGAGCACGCGCGUUGCUGAAGGCUACAUUAUUAAAAUAUGAAG